This is a messenger RNA of Vitrella brassicaformis, 6703 nucleotides long. NCBI's taxonomy places the organism in Eukaryota, Vitrellaceae. The record is from the annotation of a GenBank genome assembly.
GACGCCCUCUCCCUGCGAUGCCUGACGCGCAGAUCUUCCGUCGAAGAAUCAGGCCGAUUGACUGACUCACUCGCUGACUCAUUGAUUCAUUCACUCAUUGACUGACUCAUCGCUGCUUGGUUCACUCACUGUCACUCAUCAGCGGCAUGGCCUCCCCUGUUUCCUCUGCUCAGCCGUCGCUGCGCAGUGAUCCCAUGUGGAUGGUGGCCAAGGCGGUGGUGAGGCGUCCAGGGAUCUUCCUGCUCGCAUCGGUGGCUGUGCUGGGUGCGGUGCUGCUGGUGGGAGGGCUCACGACGCUGCCCAUCAGGAUUGAGUCGGACUUCCAUCGCUACCUCGUCACUGGUGAGUCAGUGAGUGAGUGAGUGAAUCUUGCGCAGCACGGCGGUGGCACAGCACAGUGAUGAUGGGUCUGCCUGCCUGCCUGCCUGCCUGCCAAUUUGUGUGUAUGUGUCAGACGGUGAGGCUUCCCUGCGGCAGCGGCAGCUUGAUGCCGCCGUUCGCGUCAACGAUGAGGGCCUCACCCGCCGCCGAAGACUCUCGCCCCACGGGGAGGAGGAGGAAGACCGCUCCACACUCACCGUUAUCUAUUCGUUGCUCAAGGGCAGUGGCAAUGUAUACGCCGACAGCACCAGCCUGGCGCACAUGCGGUCCCUCGAGGACCGGCUGGUCGAGGCCAUCGCUGACAGCGGCGUGUGCGGCUCCAGGGGUGACAAGUCGUGCAUCGCCGUCACCUCUGCCCUCGACUACUUCUACGGGAGGCCUGUCGACUACAACAGCAGCAACAGCAACAGCAACAGCACCCAGUCCGUCUACAGCUUCGACGCGAGAGGCGAUGCGCCGCUUGACGCGGCGCCCGUGAUGGAUCACUGGGCGACGAGGGACAUCGGCUGGUACUGCGACAAGAGCUUCGACGACGGCCGGUGCCUCAACGGGCGGACAGAGUUCGCUACAAUCGGCGACAAGGAGACAUACGAUAGGGCGGCGGGCAAGGCCCUGCUGCCGCUGCUGCAGGGGGCAUCGUGGCCUGGCGUGCGGGUGCUCUACUCUGGCGAUGGCGUGACUGCCGCCGAGGUGCGAGAGGAGGUGUGGGGUGACGUGUGGCUGGCCGUCGGGUCGUUGCUGUUCGUGCUCGUGUACCUGGCCCUGCACACGUGGAGCCUGCUGCUGUCGACGUGCGGGCUGGUCAUGGUACUGACCAGCGUCCCUCUGGCGUACGUCCUCUUUGUGUGGCUGGGCCCCGACCAAAUGAUGAUCCUCAACUUCCUGGGCGUCUUCGUCGUCACCGCAAUUGGUGGGUGCGUCGGUCGAGUGGGGGCGGCGCGGCGCGGCGCGGCGCGGGCGGACAGCAUACCAUCCAUCCCACACCCACGUUUGUUUGUCUUUCCACCUCCUUUGUGUGUGCAGGUGCUGAUGAUCUGUUUGUGUUGUCUGACUUGUGGAGCCAGUCCCGCCUCUUCUUCAGCAGCAAGGCAGAGGAGGGCGACACCGACGACAAUGAGUGUCUGGCGCGCAGGUGGCUCUGGACCAUGCGCCGGGGCGGCGGGGCGGUCGUCGUCACCUCACUCACCACGGCCGCAUCGUUCUUCGCCAACAUGGCAUCCGCCGUAGCACCGGUCGGUAUAUAUGGAUGGGGGCAAACUACACCCACACACGCACUGCUCCCUCACUCUCUAUGUGUGUGUGUCAUGUCUGUGUAUGCAGGUUCGUGAGUUCGGUCUGUUCAUGGGACUGUGCGUGUUGAGUGCGUGCGUGCUGGUGCUGGGGCUCUAUCCGCUGGUGUUGGUCAUGUGUGAGCGACUGCCGCCCCGCCUGUCAAACAAGCCCCUCAACCUCUUCAGGCGCGCCACCAUGAGUCAAUUGGCCGCCAGGAUGCGGGCGAGAGGUGACGACCAGCAGCUGGUGGAAAAGGUGACAGGAGGGGAGUGGCCACGCGUGUCGCCUCAAGACCUCGACAAGCCGCUGACCAAGGAAUCGGGUUUCAGGGCAACAGAAAGGUCUGUCGGCAAAGGGCGACUGACUUGCUGUCUGAAAGAUGGAUGGCAUCUGUCACUCAUCAUAUUGGGUGUGCUGUGUUUUGAUUUGGUUUGAUUUGGCAAACAGGUUUUUCCACAACGUGUUCUACCCCUUCGUGUAUCGCUUCCGCGUCUGUCUGGUGGUUUUGGGGCUGGUGUUGGUGCUGGUGGCCAAUGUGCUCGUGUGGACCCUCUUCGCCCCUGCAGACACGCUGCCCGCCUUCUUCCCUGCCGGCCACAACCUGGACCUCGUGCAGCACACGACAAAGGAGUUCAGGCCGUCCGGGAAGGAGACCCCCGCUCACACCGGUAUGUAUGUUUGUGUGGGGGCUUCUGUCUGUGUGCAUGGCCUUAUAGAUCUGACCUGACCAGGCCUGUGUUGUGUCAUUGUCUGUCUGUCAGGCCUCCUGUACGUGUGUGCGCCCGGGUGGAGGGGCGAGGGGUGUGCGGAGAAGCGAUACAACUGCAGAGCCGAUGAUGAGUCCCAGGACGACCAACGCAGCGGACACGUAAGAAAGCAAGAUCAUCCGCACAGACAAACAGAGAGAGAGAGAGAGAGGAAUCGACCUUAGGCACGCUUGUCUUCGUGUGUGCAGGGGUCAUGUCUGGCAAGUGGUGUGUGUCGGUGCAUCUUUGGCUGGGAGGGGGAGGACUGCGCCACACGAACCACUCCACCAGAAGUAGGCAAGCCAACGCAGACAGACAACCACAUGUGCUACUUACACGUGUGUCGUGUCGUGGGUGUCGUGUGUGGCGCGUGCGUCCCACAGCCACUGCAGUGCCGCAGAGAGGACUACUUCGCCUGCGGUGUGGACCGUGGCCUCUGCGUCGACAGCACGUGCGCCUGCACCGACCCCUCUUACCACGGACACCAGUGCCAGCUCACCCACUCAGACGGUCAGCCAGUCUGUCAUGUCAGUGAGGGACAGACAGGCUACCCACCCGACAGGGCAUGACAUUCUCUAGUGUGUCCCUGUCUGUUUUGUAGAUGCUCCGAAGGGUGUGGAGGUUGCUUCCUUCGCACUGCUGCCGCCGGUGAGCGACGUCAGGCUGAAGCUGAGGCUGCAGCUGGAUCCACACUUGGAGGCUGAGGGUGCCGGUGGUCGUGGCGGUGGUGGUGGUGAAGGUGGCGGUGGCGGUGGUGGUGGUGAAGGUGUGAAUAUGACGGAUGUGGACGUCCGUCUGGACCAGUCGAUCGAAGGCCGCAAGGCAGACGGAUGGGUGAGUGAAAUGAAUGAGAUGAGUGGGUGAGGGAUGGCAUCUAUCGCACUCCACUCACGCGCAUAUCUAUCUGUUUCUCUGUCUGUGUGUCUAUCUGUGCAGGUGCGCCCCUCCUUCUCCCUGGCUCAGGUGUACCGGCAGCUGCAGCGGCGACUGCAACUCGACCAACAGGUCAGUCAGAUCACUCAGUCACUCACUCAGUCGGCCAACAGCACUGUCUGUCCAUCCACUUGUGUCUUUGUCUGUCUGCAUCCCAUCCGCCCAUCGGUCCAUCGGCCCAUCGACGCGAUGGAUGCAUCACACCAGUCGAGCCUGUCGGUGGGUGUGAGCAGCCAGGAGACUUCCAAGCAGCGGCUGGUCGACGCCGCGCGCAAAGGGCAGGUCCUCGUCCUCGCACGCAUCCUUGCACCACAACACCUCACCCACGAAAUCAUCCAACGCGCCAAACGACUGGUCAGUGAGUCAUCGAGUGGAUAAGUCCGCCUCCGAACAAGCCAAGCCACCCACCCUGGCCUGAGCGUGGUGGUGUGAUAUCCCGUGAUUGCAGAACGAUCGCGGUAGCGCCUUGGUGUUUUCUGGUGCGUACCGGCUGGCUCACCUGGGUUACGAGGACCAGGGCAUCGCUGCGCAGAGGGGCUAUGGCGAGCUGGGCCCGGCCGGCGAGGCCCUGCGGAGGAGGAGCAGAGAGGCCGAGGCCGAGAGCCACGCGGAGGACCUCUACCGCACCCAGAAGAACCCCACCCUGUGAGUGAGGAGUACAGCACCCACACAUUCGGUCGAUUCGGACACACAACAGACAGGCGAUUGUGUGUGCCUGGGUGGUCUGUUGGUUGGUGCAGGGUGGAGGUGGUGUGGGGCUUGGGGGGUCUUCGGCGAGUGGGCCCGUUCGCCAAGGACGAGCCCAUCUACGACGCCUCCUUCAGCCUCAACACGCCCGAAGCCCAGAACGCCAUAUUGGACAUGGUGUGGCUGGCCACUGAAGGAUUGCGCUGAGCUUAGAUAGAUACCUCUCUCUCUCUCUCUCUCUGACGUCUGUGUGUGUAGUGUCGCCCCAAUCUGCAUGGGGGUGCGAUGAAUCUGCUGCGGGUCAACCACAUCAACUGCUGGAUGGAGGUCUUCAUGCGAUGGCUCAACAAAAAGUCUGUCAUACUCAGAUAGCCACUCAGCCUCACACACUGAACACCACAACAGACAGCAUAUGUAUGUCUCCGUCGAUGUGACGUGUGUGUCCUGCAGCAAGCUGUCCUUCCCAGUGCCAGCAGCCGACCUGCCUCUCCACGUCAAUGCCUUUCUGCGGGACCAUCCCUCGUGGGCCGAGGAUGUGGGCAUGGCAGCCGACGGCUCCAUCAAGUGGACCCGGGUGGGCUUCAGGUGCGACGUCCCCAACGACAUGGCGGCCUCCCGCGCCGCAGAGUACGGACAGCUGUGGGAGACAUACGCCAAAGAGAGAGAGAAAUUCGCACCCACAUCGCUGCAAAGGUCGGUAGGGUGGGUGCGAUUGAUGGAUGGAUGGAUGGAUGUGUGGUGUGGUGUGGUGCAGUGGGUACGUGACGAGCCGUGUGUUUGUGCGGGCGGAGACGCAGCGUGAGCUGGUCAUGUCCACUCUGCACAUAUGGGUCAUCUCCACGGUGUGCGCCGCUGCCGGAGUCUUUUUGUGAGCGUCUUGCUGCACACCACACACCACACACCUCACACACACAUUCCACUCUUCCCGUGCGUCACACAUGUCGGUGUCUCUUUGUGUGUGUGUGUGUUUAGGUUCACGGGCAGCGUGUUGCUGUCUUUGUAUCUCUUGGUGACGGUAGCCUGCAUCGUCAUGACCCUCCUGGCCUUCAUGCUGGUCGUCAUGGGAUGGCAAUUCGGGGUCCUGGAGGCCAUUGCCGUCAUCAGUAAGCCGAGCCAUACAGACCACGCCGCAGCUCAUUCAUCCCUACAAAGACAGACAACAUAUAUUAUCCCUGUGUGUGUGCAAAUGCAUCCAUCGCAAUGAAUGCAGUCUUUAUCGGCCUGUCGGUCGACUACGGUCUGCACCUGGCCCUCUCCUACCGGGAGCCGCCCCACCGACAGCCACACAAGAGAGUCCGCGACGCCCUCACCCAAACCGGCAUCUCUAUCCUCGCCGGUUAUAUCCGACACAAGCGACAGACAGACACCACAUGAUGCCUGCCUGCCUGCCUCUGUGUGUGUGUGUGUGUGUGUGUGUGCAGCCGCCGGGACGACUUUGGGCAGCUGCGCGUUUCUGUUUUUCUGCACCAUUCGGCUGUUUGUGCAGUUCGGCAUCGUCGUCUUUGCCAACACCACCCUCUCCCUUUUGUUCGCCCUGCUGUUCUUCGCGGCCCUGCUUGCCAUCGCCGGCCCCGAGCGGGUGUGCUCCUUCUCACUGGGGGCGCUGCUCUGCUGCCAGUGGUCUCGCGUCUGCACCACACACCCACAACCACACCCACACAGAGAACGGCAAGAUGGCCAUCAGGAUGAAGACGAGGAAUGCGGCAAGCGGUCUGCUGCGGCUGUGGGUGUGGCGCCAUGUGUUCUGGGGAAGCGUGUGUCUUCUGAGUGCGGGAGUGGGGGUGUUGGUGAGGAUGACGGCGGUCCGACUCGUGCAGUGAGCAUGUCUCUGGCCGAGGACCGGAUGGACAGCGAUGGGGGGGCCGAGAAGGGGUCUGGCGAUGGCGAUGGCGAUGGCGACGAUUGACUGAUCAGCGGGACGGCGGUUGGAGGGGGAGUAGUGAGAGGAGUGCGUGUAAGAUCUGAUGAAUGGAGAGACCGAAGGAUGGACCGAGACAGACAGACAGACAGGUGAGGCACCGGUGGAUGGGCGUGGUUUUGAGGUGACAUUAAUUAGCUGUGGUUGUUACUUUAUUACAAGGGUGGGCGGGCGGGCGGGCACUCACUGCACAUAUGCGUGAAUACACAUGAUGGCUGGCCGCCUAGGCCUACUGGUUCUUUCCUCAAUUGUUUUUCAUCCUCUCGUCCUUCAUCUGGCUGUCAUCACGAUUCUCAUCCGACAGUCUGUUCGUUUGUGUGUAUGUCAGUCAUUUCUGGCCUCUGCCUCUCUCCCUAGCUGCGUUGCUGCCGGCCUGCCUGCGACUGAUGAAUGAAUGAGGCAGUCAGGCAAGCAACCAGACAGACAGGCGGACUGGGCUCGGCUGUAUACCCCUGCAACCAUACCAUCCGUGUGAGCAUCUUUGCACGGAGGCUGUGUGUCUGGCCAGUGCGAUGUAAUAUGUACGGUUUUGUGUGACGUGCGUGUGCAUGCCAUGCGUGUGUGCGAGUAGGUCAGUCACGUGACUCCUGCAUGCCGUGCAGUGCAGAUCAGAUCCUUAAGGUGGGUGAGUGACAUGAUGUCUGGAUGCGAUAGAUGCGAGGUAGGUAGGUAUCUGUGUGUGUAUGUGUGUGUGUGUGCCCGUCCGUGUACUGUAGACACACAGUUGAGACCCUAAACGAUCUGCCGAAUGCACUAACUAAAUGAU